AGAUUGAUUGUGAGCCGUUGAUUCAAUUAUAUAAACUACCUACCAAAAAUGAAAAAAAAAAUGAAUGUAGACAUAAUUAUGACAUAAGGGGGAUCUUUAUCAUUUUCCUAUAUAAUCUCCUCACCAUUCUCCUUUUUCCUUGCACAUUUAUCUUCGCCUCUCAAUUGACUAUAUUCUUCUUCAAUCAAAAGAUUUAGAGAAAUGGAGACUUUCUUGUUCACAUCUGAAUCGGUGAACGAGGGACACCCUGACAAGCUGUGUGACCAGGUCUCAGAUGCAGUGCUCGAUGCCUGUCUAGCUCAGGACCCUGAGAGCAAAGUAGCUUGUGAGACUUGUACCAAGACCAACUUGGUUAUGGUUUUUGGAGAGAUCACCACCAAAGCCACCAUUGAUUAUGAGAAGAUUGUACGUAACACUUGCCGCGAAAUUGGAUUUGUGUCUGCUGAUGUUGGUUUGGAUGCUGACAAUUGCAAGGUCCUUGUGAACAUUGAGCAGCAGAGUCCUGAUAUUGCUCAAGGUGUUCAUGGUCAUUUGACUAAGCGUCCCGAGGAGAUUGGUGCUGGUGACCAGGGGCACAUGUUUGGCUAUGCCACUGAUGAGACACCUGAGUUGAUGCCCCUUAGCCAUGUUCUUGCUACCAAACUUGGAGCUCGUCUUACUGAGGUUCGCAAGAAUGGAACUUGCUCUUGGCUUAGACCCGAUGGUAAGACCCAAGUGACUGUCGAGUAUCACAAUGACAACGGUGCCAUGGUUCCUCUACGUGUUCACACUGUUUUGAUCUCCACUCAGCAUGAUGAGACUGUUACGAAUGAUGAAAUUGCUCGUGAUCUCAAAGAGCAUGUCAUCAAGCCUGUUAUCCCAGAGAAGUAUCUUGAUGAGAAGACCAUUUUCCACCUUAACCCUUCAGGCCGUUUUGUCAUUGGUGGACCUCAUGGUGAUGCUGGUCUCACUGGUCGUAAGAUCAUCAUUGACACAUAUGGAGGUUGGGGUGCCCACGGAGGUGGUGCUUUCUCAGGAAAGGAUCCAACCAAGGUCGACAGAAGUGGAGCCUAUAUCGUGAGGCAAGCAGCUAAGAGCAUCGUUGCCAAUGGUCUUGCUAGGAGGUGCAUUGUUCAGGUUUCAUAUGCCAUCGGUGUGCCUGAACCUCUGUCUGUCUUUGUCGACACUUAUGGAACUGGAAAGAUCCCCGAUAAGGACAUUCUCAACAUUGUGAAGGAGAACUUUGAUUUCAGGCCUGGUAUGAUUUCCAUUAACCUCGAUUUACUGAGGGGUGGCAACGGUCGAUUCUUGAAGACUGCUGCAUAUGGGCAUUUUGGUAGAGAUGAUCCUGACUUCACAUGGGAAGUAGUUAAGCCUCUCAAGUGGGACAAGCCUCAAGCUUAAACUGGAAUAUAAUUGUUUCAUCCCUGUUGGCUAUAGUUUCGCGUUUUCUUUUUAUUUUUUACAUCUUAUAUUUGUUCUUUUAAUGUGGUUUUAGAAGGUAUUGUUCUGAGUUUCUUGGAUAAAGUUUGACGAAUAUGAUAUCAUGGAUUUGAGAUAUUGAAA
Molecule: messenger RNA, 1545 nt
Organism: Capsicum annuum
Lineage: Eukaryota; Viridiplantae; Streptophyta; Magnoliopsida; Solanales; Solanaceae
Product: S-adenosylmethionine synthase 2
Exons: 2
Coding region: 202-1383 (393 amino acids)
Biological process (GO): S-adenosylmethionine biosynthetic process
Cellular component (GO): cytosol
Molecular function (GO): methionine adenosyltransferase activity; ATP binding
Source: RefSeq, a predicted model, not a curated record